Molecule: messenger RNA, 2517 nt
Organism: Epinephelus moara (kelp grouper)
Lineage: Eukaryota; Metazoa; Chordata; Actinopteri; Perciformes; Serranidae
Product: echinoderm microtubule-associated protein-like 1
Exons: 7
Coding region: 240-1154 (304 amino acids)
Source: RefSeq, a predicted model, not a curated record
UAAGCGCUGUCAUACACAUCACCGCGUCCCAGAGCGUGUCAGGCAACCACCAAGGGACUGUGAGAGGAUCAUAACAUACUGUAGAUACUGUAAUACUGCGUGGAUGCUGUAAACAGAGGCGGACAGAAGCAAAACACCAGUAUGGCUGCUCUUUGAGUGUGUGUUAGUGUGUGUGUGUGACAUAAGUGGAGUAAAGGAGAUGAGAUCUUAGUGGACACCAGCCAGUGGAUCAGAAUCCGAUGGAGGGAGAGCCGGCCUAUCUCACUGGAGCCAGAGGAGGAAAGAGGGGCGAGAGAGUGUGCUCGCGAGAGGAAAGGAAGAGGAGGAAGACGUCUGGUGCAGUGGACGAGGGCCCAAUCGGCCAGCAGAAGCACCCAGACUGCUCAUCAGCGUCCAGUGUCUCCCAUGAUGACCGCAGUUCGGCAGCCAGUGGCCUGGACGUUGCCGACCGGCUGACCUACCUGGAGCAGAGGAUGCAGAUGCAGGAAGAUGAGAUCCAGCUGUUGAAGAUGGCUUUGGCUGACGUCCUCAAGAGGCUCAACAUCUCUGAGGAGCACCAGGCAGCUGCAGCCUCUGCUGCUGGCAGGAGAGCACCAGGCGCAAAAGCCCGACCAGUGUCUCUGGCUCUGCCCUCCAGACCGCCCAUGGUGACCUCCAGUGCUGCCUCCCUAAAGAAGAGCUCCACACUGCCCUCCAGCUCCACAGCCAGGAACUACAGCCCAACACCGCCUCGCAGUGGCGUGAGGAGCCCACCAGGUAGUGUGAAGGAUGCUAAACGACCCACCUCUGCAGCCUCCUCCUGUAAGAAGCCUUCAGAAGGCAGCAAACCCAAGGAGGCUGCAGUAAAUGUAGGGAUGAGGCGUGUGACACACUGCAAAGUGACUAUGCAGAUCUAUCUGAGCCCCCUCGCAAGAAAGACUGGGUCUUCUGAGACCGCCAAAUCCGCGGCCGCUGUGCCUGCCAACAGCGGGCCCGCGGCAACAUCCAACAAGCCUCAGGCGAAGGGGGGCAGCAAGCCGGAGUCGAAGAAGACGACCCCGUCCUUCACUUUGAACCUGCAGAAAACCACAACCAGCCAGAGCACGCAGCAGGACACAGCCAGCUACAAGAGCCCCCUCAAAUCGCCCAGCCAGUACUUUCAGAUUUGUUACUGAGGCAGGAGGAUAGAUUUGAUACGAACUUCUCUCUGCCAUUGAACCCAAACUAAUUAUUUAAGCCUCAAACGACUACUUGAACUUAAAAGACUUUCUUUCAAUGUCUCAAAAACGAGAAAUUGAUUCGAACAGCCCAGUCGCAAAAAGAAAAUGUUGGCAUGUGUUUCUGUAAAACACAGAUUUGUUACAAUUGUACGUUUCAUUUCAUACUAUCAUAUCAGCGUUUCUAAAGUGAUUUCUGAUUACAUGUAUAUCAGCUGAGUGUCAUCAGGAGCUGGUGGAGAUGGUGGAUGGCGUGAGGCCUCUUUUAGUGAGACAUCGUGGCAUUUCCUGUGGUAAUUGUGCCAUCUGAACUCAUUGUGUUUCAGCAAAACAACAUGGCAUCUUUAACACUGAUUCUGCUACCAGAACUGGGUGUUUUCAGUGAGAUGUGGCAUUUUCAAGGGUGAUUGUGCACCCAAGACUGGUUGUUUUUUAGGGAGACACCAACCUCAUUUCCAGCAUUUUAUUGUGCCAUCAGGACAGUUUGUUUUAGCAAGACAUGGCAUUUCUUGUGGUAAUUGUGUACCCAAAACUGGAUGUUUUUAGCAACACAUUGGCAGCUUUUCCACUGGUGAUUGUGCCACCAAAACUUGGCAUUUUUUUUUAACGAGACAUUGAGGUAUUUCCAGUUUUCAUUGUGGCACCACAGCUGGGUAUUUUAAGCCCAGACAAGAUCUCUUCCCAAACAUUACCAAGUGUUUUUUGUGCCUAAACAUAACCAAAUGUUAACCACAGCAACAUACAAAUGUUACACUCAACAGAAACGUUCAAUGCCAACAUUUAUUCUGGUGAUUGGGUUGUUUUAAAACGGGUAUAUGCACUUAUUAAACUGCAGGGAUGGCUUGAUUUUCCUCUGUAGUGCAUCCUGACUUGGUUGCUUUUUGGUAUCUGCAACAUGAGCAAUCACAGCAUUUAGAAACAUUCCCACUAACACGUUUGAGUAAGUGUCGAUACAGUGUUUUAUUUAUUUCAAGUGUAGUACAGUAUGAAAGCUUUAAUGCAUUUUUAGCCUCCUCUGAGACCACUGUAGUCGUAGAUCAGUCUCCCACGUCUGCGUAUUGUUUCACUGAAUGCCUGUGUGUACUGUAAACGUUCUUUCCGUCACUGUGUGUGUGUCUGUAGUCGUCUUUGAGCUCUGACUGUGUUUGAUAUCAAUGAGUAUGUGUCAAUGAGUCUGUCUCAUACCCGUGUGCUGUGAUGUUUCUAGUUGUUUUGUAGUUGAUGUUCCAUUUAAAGCUUAGCGACAAUACAGUGUGUACCAGAAUCAGUCAGAACGGCUCAUUCUAGUUCAGGACAAACAAUAAAAAAACUUAAAUCACUA